AAGAAACCCGACACGUUUUUGUACUUCGGGUACGGCAGUAAUAUGCUGUCAUUUCGAAUCCACAUGCUGAACCCUUCGGCUGAAUUUGUCACCAAAGGAUGGGUUGAUAACUACCGCGUGGAUUUCAUAAGAUACUCAUCCUUUUGGGGAGGACCAACGGCAACUCUGGUGCCCACGGCGAAUGCUCACACUUGGGGUGUGAUAUGGAGACUACACAAAGACGACCUGCCCAAUCUCGAUCACCAAGAAGGUGUCGAAGUGAAAAAAUACUUCCCAAGAAACCUCCUAGUCCAUACAACUCACAUGGGUGAUUUUACGUGUCGCUGUUACAUUCAGAAAGUAAAUCCACUGCCGCGAGCAGAUAACGAGGAGGUCCCACUCGAGCGGUGGCCUUCUUGGGCUCUGAAGGAGAUCAUGAUAUAUGGCGCUAAGGAGCAUGGGUUGCCAGACUAUUAUAUUAAGAACUUGAAGAGUUUGAAACAUAACGGGGAAGAGGGUGCCAUCAGGACCUGGUGCCUCUUGGAGCGCUACGCUCGCCAAAAGCCCUGCGAAUGCGUCGUGCCGGGACGCAUACUGAGGGAACCAUUGAAACUGGUUAAUAAAUGGAAAAAAGAUUUCAAGUGGACUUCUGAGAUAGUUAAAGACGAAGACUAAGCUGGAAACUGUUUGAGUGCGGCAACCGAAUUAAUAACAUUAUUUUUAUUUCUUCUGAUAGGUACAGAUGAAAUAUUAAAUUGAUUUUUAUUUGA
Molecule: messenger RNA, 749 nt
Organism: Leguminivora glycinivorella
Lineage: Eukaryota; Metazoa; Arthropoda; Insecta; Lepidoptera; Tortricidae
Product: gamma-glutamylcyclotransferase-like
Exons: 3
Coding region: 43-654 (203 amino acids)
Molecular function (GO): gamma-glutamylcyclotransferase activity
Source: RefSeq, a predicted model, not a curated record